This is a messenger RNA of Fusarium coffeatum, 4818 nucleotides long. RefSeq lists its product as uncharacterized. The coding region runs from base 1 to 4818 and encodes 1605 amino acids. NCBI's taxonomy places the organism in Eukaryota, Fungi, Ascomycota, Sordariomycetes, Hypocreales, Nectriaceae. The transcript is spliced from 5 exons. The record is from RefSeq and is a predicted model, not a curated record. Gene Ontology annotation, cellular component: cytosol. Gene Ontology annotation, molecular function: diphosphoinositol pentakisphosphate kinase activity; inositol hexakisphosphate kinase activity; 5-diphosphoinositol pentakisphosphate 1-kinase activity. Gene Ontology annotation, biological process: inositol phosphate biosynthetic process; inositol metabolic process.
AUGAGUAACCCACCGGACCCGAAUCUUGUUAGCACCGAUUCCGUUGAUAGCCCAGCAAAAACACAAGCACAGGCACAGGUGCAAGGUCAAGAAAAAGCUGGACCCGGACCUUCGACUAGCCCCUCUACCUCCGCCUCCGGCGAACCUUCCGCCGACUUUUCUUCCUCGCCUCGCCGCUCCAAUCCACCUUCUCUUCCUCAUUCUUCGGCCCUAACUUUUGGUUACGUUCCCGUUGAACAACAUCAAUUGCAGCCCAAACCGCCCCGUCAAGCUCGUGCUUUCUCUUACUCGUCUGCCUCUCUUCUUGCCAAUCCCUCUGCUGCUGCCGCUACAAGGAAGAGUCGCGGCGCCGAGCCCGUCACCAGAGAGUCAUACGCACGCCGGGCUAGUUUCACGACGUCCCCAAACUCAACAACCGCUGUGUCGUCCUUGCCAAUCAGGAACCCCCGACCUCUUGCAAGUACUCGCCGCGAGUCCAUGACCUCAGAGACCACCGCCGAAGAUCAGGUGUUGACCGAUUCGCAACUUUCAGACGAACCCCACCAACAGCGAACCCGCUUACCGUCUGCCACCGAGAAUUCCCACACCGUCUCGUCCGAAGCUUCUAGCGCCGCGAACAAUCGAUUAUCUUCUUCUUCAGACCUUCAAUCUCGAAGACUUUCGGGAACAUCCGUCUAUUCUCUUGCUUCCGCCCGCGGCAUCCCUAGUGGUUCACCAUCAGCUCAAAGUUCAGAGCUUGGAACCCCACCACGAUCUGUGCCUGGAUUCCUGUCGACAAGCAAAAGUACAGGGCUGGUCCAAUCCGAAGCUGAAGUUUCCAACGUCACCGUCACUACUUCCAGUCUUCAAGCCGGUCAAUCGGCCGUAGGAAAUCCUCAUCAGCAUCAUCUAACUGCUCGAGAUCAUAAUUCGCAGCCACUUGACUUUACGAAACGUGCAAUCAGACACGACAACAUGCAGAACUCUACGUCUGGUCUGCGCGAUCAAGGAGGGCCUGAUCGAUCCCGCAGUCGAGCCAAAAGACGCUUCAGUGGAAGUACAGCAACCAGCAGCCACAGCCCGAGUAGUGAUCGGGCUCCCCACCAUCGGGAGAGGGGAGAGGUGAAACCCUCACGAUACGGUGUUAUUGGCGUUUGCGCUCUCGAUAUCAAGGCUAGAAGCAAGCCCAGUCGAAACAUUCUGAACCGGCUGAUCGCCAAUCGAGAAUUCGACGUAGUCGUCUUUGGCGAUAAGGUCAUCCUCGAUGAAGAGGUUGAGAACUGGCCUAUAUGCGAUUAUCUUAUUUCGUUCUACUCGGAUGGAUUCCCACUGGACAAGGCAAUUGCCUACGUCAAGGCACGAAAGCCUUUCUGCGUAAACGAUGUUCCCAUGCAACAAAUUCUCUGGGACCGUCGUCUAUGUCUGCACUUGCUCGACAAGAUCAAUGUUCGAACACCAAAGCGUGUUGAGGUUACCCGUGAUGGUGGUCCUGAAUAUCUUACACCAGAAAUGUCGAAACACAUCAAGGAAAUCUCUGGAGUCACUCUCGACCCUAUUGAUCCUGAACAAAUACCACCUCCCCAGAAGGUGGAAAUGAUUGAAGAUGGCAACACGAUCAGCGUUGAUGGCCAAACACUCAGAAAGCCUUUCGUUGAGAAACCUACGAGUGGAGAGGACCACAAUAUUAUCAUCUAUUUCCCCAGCGAAGAUGGCGGUGGCGCUCGAAAGCUAUUCCGAAAGAUUGGAAACAAGAGUUCUGACUACAUCCAAGACCUCAACACGCCUCGAGCUAUCACCGAGCCCGACAGCAGUUACAUCUACGAAAGCUUUAUGCAAGUUGACAACGCCGAAGAUGUGAAGGCUUACACUGUUGGACCCACCUACUGCCACGCAGAGACACGAAAGAGCCCGGUUGUAGACGGCGUGGUGCGAAGAAACACCCAUGGCAAAGAGUUGCGAUAUGUGACAGCUCUUGGCCCCGAGGAGAAGGAAAUGGCCAGUAAGAUUUCUACUGCGUUUGGACAGAGAGUUUGCGGUUUCGAUAUGCUGCGAGCAUCAGGCAAGAGUUAUGUCAUUGAUGUCAACGGCUGGAGUUUCGUCAAGGAUAAUGACGACUACUACGACCAUUGUUCGAACAUUCUCAAAGACCUGUUUGUUAAGGAAAAGAUGCGACGCGGUGGUGUCACUCCCCCUAUGCCGUCGCCCGCGCCAUCAGAGUCCGGAACUGACCCAUUCACUCGAGCAUCUAAUGCAUUCAAGGAUCGUGAACAGCAAGGCCAGUCGAGCGCUAAUGGUGUGAGGACAAGCAUAGCAUCCAACCCAGCUACCACUGAUUCGCAGCCCGACGAUACAUCACGCCGCGCACCAAGCGGCACGGUCACCCCUCUUCUACCCCCGGAAAGUGGAAUACCUUCGAAAUCAUACAGUUCAUCUGCAACACCGGUGAUCCCAGCUACUCCUACUGAUGUGAACUUGCCGGGAAUUUUGUCCCCUCCCCCAGCCCAGCAAAGUGCUGUCGCAGAUCCUCCACCAGAGGAGACAUCUACUGUACCGGAACCUCCUCUGCCAACCCAUUCUUGGAAGUUGAAGGGCAUGGUCUCUGUGAUUAGACACGCAGAUCGUACGCCAAAGCAGAAGUACAAGUUCACAUUCCACUCAGAGCCUUUUAUUGCACUUUUGAAGGGUCAUCAAGAAGAAGUCCUGUUGAUUGGAGAAGCCGCUCUUGGAAGUGUCAUUCAGGCGGUGGACCUGGCCUACGAACAGGGAAUUGAGGAUCGUGCUAAGCUUCGAUCUCUCCGAAAUGUUCUUGUCAAGAAGGGAAGCUGGCCUGGUACCAAGAUUCAGAUCAAGCCAAUGUUCAGGAAGAAGAAGACCGAAAAGGCGGAAAAGACGGAAGAGCCUGCGAUCAGUGAGGAACUCGUCGCUGUGACUGAAAAGGAGAAGGAGGACAAGAAAGCAGAAGAGGGAGCCGACUCAUCAAAGGAGGAUAAACCUCCUGGGGCACCAAAACGACAAGAUUCUCUCUCUGGCGUUACAAUGUCCAAGUUCACUGCUGCUGAGGAGAGGUUGGUUCUUGAUAAACUGCAGCUCAUUGUCAAAUGGGGAGGUGAGCCUACCCACUCGGCCCGAUACCAGUCUCAAGAACUGGGCGAGAAUAUGCGCAACGACCUCAUGCUUCUGAACCGGGAUAUCUUGGACGAGGUCCACGUUUUCAGCAGUUCCGAGAGGCGUGUAACCACAAGUGCGCAGAUCUGGGCUGCUUCUUUCUUGGGCAAGAAGGACAUUGCAGAAGACUUCAUCACCAUUCGCAAGGAUCUGUUGGAUGACUCCAAUGCUGCUAAGGAUGAGAUGGACAAGGUGAAGAAGAAGCUCAAGGGCCUGCUGCGCAAGGGUAACGAGCGUCCUGCCCAAUUUACUUGGCCAGAAAACAUGCCUGAGCCUUCAGAGGUGCAGACGAGAGUCGUACAGCUGAUGAAUUUCCACCGACGUGUGAUGGAUCACAAUUACAAGAAGCUGUACAGUGGUGCUGUCACGUCACUCAAUGCCAUCUCGAACCCAAGCACUGAGAAGUUGUCUGGGGACAACUCAAGCUCAUCCACCGCAUCAUCGAUGUCCCAGGCAAACACCAUCAACCAGAUCCAGUCACGAUGGUGCUGCGGUGAAGAUGCGGAGCUAUUCCGAGAGCGGUGGGAGAAACUGUUCCAAGAAUUCUGCGAUGGCGAUAAGGUUGACCCAAGCAAGAUAUCGGAGCUUUAUGACACCAUGAAGUUUGAUGCGCUGCACAACCGUCAGUUCCUGGAGUGGGUGUACACACCACCCAACCACAUGCUGGACGAAUACACAGCUACCGGUACCAAAGAGGGCAAGCCAAAGGAGUCUGAAGAUGGCAAGUCCGUUGACGAGAAAGCGGACAAGAGCCAGCAUCCUUCCCCAGAAGGUUCUGAUAAGGCGGACGCUGGAGGCCGUUCCGCUUCAGUCAAGAAAUUGUUUAGAAGACGGUCGUUCCUUAACAAUCUACGACACUUUAAUGAAGAGGCACCGCCAGAGCAGUACUUCCGCCUUUACAAGGGAACAAAGCAGACUGCAUCCCAGACAGAUGCUCAAAAUGAGCCCUUGCAAGAGCUUUACCGCCUUGCUAAGGUCUUGUUUGACUUCAUCUGCCCUCAAGAAUACGGUAUCUCUGACAGCGAGAAACUUGAGAUUGGCUUGCUCACAUCUUUGCCUCUACUCAAGGAGAUCGUGCAGGAUCUGGAAGAGAUGCAAGCGUCAGACGACGCAAAGUCCUUCUUCUACUUCACUAAGGAGUCGCACAUCUACACACUGCUGAACUGCAUCAUUGAGGGAGGUGUUGAGACUAAGAUUAAGCGUAGCACUAUCCCUGAGCUCGACUAUCUUUCUCAAAUUUGCUUUGAGCUCUACGAAGCUGAGAUGAAGACGGCAGGCGACGGAUCAUCACCUCACAACGCCCCCACGUUUACAUAUAGUAUUCGUAUCACCAUCAGCCCUGGAUGUCACGUAUUCGAUCCCUUGCAUGUCCAACUCGACAGCCGACACUGCAUUGGAUGUGCUCCCCGACGAAGCUUGACGCCACACGCGGACUGGCUGCAGGUUAUCAAGACCCUUCGAGCCAAGUUCAACCAGGUCAAACUACCAAAGACAUUCCUGGCUGUCAACUUGUCUGAUGCAUUUACCUUUGAAGACCUUGAGCGACAAGGCAGCGACAGCGAUGUGUUAGAGAUGAAGGCUGCGCCGUCGAAAGGCUUAACCGAUCAGCCCAAAUCCCCUGAAAAGGGAGAUGAGGAGCUUGCAACUGGUGCUGGUGAAGUAAUGAUCUCCUAG